UUGAGGUGUGCCACUGAAUAUAAAGAGGAAGGAUGGGAGGCUGAGCGCACAGGACUGAGAGGUGAAGACCGGUUUGGCUUUAAGAUGAAUCGACUUGUGGUUAUCGUUGCGACACUCUUCGUCCCCACUACAUACGGUGCUGCAGGCGGUUUGUGGUGUUACCAUGAUCCUAGUUGUGAUGACACCACUUGGUCCACCAUUGCCAGUGAACAUUGCAACGGAUCCCGUCAGUCUCCCAUCAACAUCGUCUCUGCAUCAGCAGUGGGCGAUGAAACCCUGACUGCCUUCACCUUCACCAAAUACGGAGACAACUCUACAAUGAAGAAUAUCAAGAACACUGGCAAAACUGUCAAAGUGGAACUGACAAGUGGUGUCCAGGUUACAGGUGGGGCCCUGUCUGAGGCCUAUGACAGCCUGCAGUUUCACCUCCACUGGGGGAAUGGUACCUCAGUACCUGGGUCGGAGCACACAGUGGAUGGAACCCGCUACCCCAUGGAGUUGCACAUAGUAAAUGCAAAGUCUUCACACAACGGUAACACGACCACGGCCGUUGCAGACAGCACAGGACUCGCUGCUCUUGGCUUCUUCAUAGAGGCCAUGCCGGGUAAUGCAACUGGUUCACCAGCAGCCUGGAAUACUCUGACAUCCUACUUGGCCAACAUCACACUAAAAGAUGAUAUUGUGAACAUUACUCAUGCUAUUUCAUUGGAUGAGCUCCUGGAAGGGGUGGACCGUACCAAAUACUACCGUUACCUUGGCUCCCUGACCACUCCAAAUUGCAACGAGGCUGUGGUUUGGACCGUGUUCAAGGACCCUAUCAAAGUCAGCCAGGACUUGAUUGAUCUCUUCAGUACAACAUUGCACAUUGACCACAACUCCACCUCUGCCUUGAUGACCAACGUCUUCAGGAGCAUCCAGCCGUUCAAUGACUGGGUGGUGACGACCCAGGGCCGCCCAGCUUCGGGAGCCUCCACAAUGUGCUCCUCUCUGGGCCUCAUGGCCCUGGCCUGGGUGCUGCUGAGGUUGUAGUGACGGCGAAUAACUCCUUACCUGAAGUGCAUUGGCAUAUCUCCAUGAACCCUCAAUCUACCAACAUAUUUUCCUUAUAUCGAUUACCAACAAGGGUCAUCUUGACCCCAAGAAGAAACUAUUGGAAAAAGCAACAAUCAUAGCGAAAUGUGUUUAAUCCUUGGUUGGUAAAUAUAGCCCCAGGUUACAGAUUUUUCUACCAAUGAUGACUGUAAACUAAGCCCGAGCAUGAAGUCAAUAAAGAAUGUCAAUGUACUUGA
This is a messenger RNA of Oncorhynchus nerka (sockeye salmon), 1289 nucleotides long. RefSeq names its product carbonic anhydrase 4-like. NCBI's taxonomy places the organism in Eukaryota, Metazoa, Chordata, Actinopteri, Salmoniformes, Salmonidae. The coding region runs from base 85 to 1029 and encodes 314 amino acids. The record is from RefSeq and is a predicted model, not a curated record. The transcript has 9 exons. Gene Ontology annotation, cellular component: plasma membrane. Gene Ontology annotation, molecular function: zinc ion binding; carbonate dehydratase activity. Gene Ontology annotation, biological process: one-carbon metabolic process.